AUGCGAGUUUUCAAUGAGCCCGAAUACUUGGACAUGAUUCAAGAAGAUGGCCUGUCUUGGGAGGAGAUCAUUGCUCGGCCCAGCUUCAAACAUAAUCGCCUCUUUCGAAUGACUCCCAGCAUCAACAAGCAGAGUAUUAAGGAUGCUCUCUUCGGACAAGGGGAGAUCUUAGGCGCUCUUAUCUACUACCGAGAACUGGAACAGCUGCUACUGUCAACCCAGGGCCACGAUCCAACAAAAUCGAAAGCCCAUGUUAUCACAACAAUUGAAGAGUAUGCCCAUGCGAAGGCUGCUCUUCGGGAGUUAGAAACCAUUUUGAAUCGAUAUGAAUGGGAUGUAGACGCAGGUGACGCCAACGAGACCUUGGGUCGACUGACAUUGCCUCUCACAGGGGUCGCACCAGGGAAGGAAGGGUUGUUCUCUGCUCAUCCUCCGGAUUAUCUGACUUGA
Messenger RNA from Aspergillus homomorphus CBS 101889, 450 nucleotides. RefSeq lists its product as uncharacterized. The coding region runs from base 1 to 450 and encodes 149 amino acids. NCBI's taxonomy places the organism in Eukaryota, Fungi, Ascomycota, Eurotiomycetes, Eurotiales, Aspergillaceae. The record is from RefSeq and is a predicted model, not a curated record. The transcript is spliced from 2 exons.